Populus trichocarpa (black cottonwood) is the source of this 968-nucleotide messenger RNA. RefSeq lists its product as uncharacterized. NCBI's taxonomy places the organism in Eukaryota, Viridiplantae, Streptophyta, Magnoliopsida, Malpighiales, Salicaceae. Bases 1 to 771 code for a protein of 256 amino acids. The transcript has a single exon. Gene Ontology annotation, cellular component: plasma membrane. The record is from RefSeq and is a predicted model, not a curated record.
AUGCUUUCACUCCCUCCUCCACCACCCUCACUGCUGCCCACAGAAGCAGCUCCACCACAAGAAAAGCGAAGCUUUCCAGUCUCUCUCAAUCAGAUUGUUAUAUCAAAGCAAGCCAGAAAUCCACAAAGUUCUUCAGCAGAGACAUCAAAUUCAGACAGCAAGAAAUUAAGCAAGCCACCAAUAUUCAAACAUCCUCGACCUCGCCGUACCAAUCCAGUUAUAUGGUGCGGCGCAAUCCUAUGCCUCAUAUUCAGCCUUGUUCUGAUCAUCUUUGGAAUAGCAACUUUGAUCAUCUACCUAGUCAUUAAGCCAAGAAACCCAGUGUUUGACUUACCCAACGCAAAUCUAAAUAGCGUAUACUUCGAUUCACCAGAGUAUUUCAAUGGGGAUCUUACCUUCCUUGCAAACUUCUCCAACCCAAAUCGGAAAAUUGAUGUAAGAUUUGAGUAUGUGGAUAUAGAGCUCUACUUUUCUGACAGACUUAUAGGAACCCAAGCUCUUCAGCCUUUCACACAAAGAAGUAGGGAAACAAGAUUGGAAUCAGUUCAUAUCAUAUCAAGCUUGGUCUAUUUGCCCCAGAAUCUUGCUGUGGAACUUCAAAGGCAGGUGCAGAGUAACAAGGUAAACUACAACAUAAGAGGAACUUUUAAAGUGAGAGCAAACAUGGGUCUGCUCCAUUAUUCAUACUGGUUACAUGGAAGGUGUGAGAUAGAGAUGACCGGCCCACCCACUGGUGUUAUUGUUGCCCGAAGUUGCAGAACAAAGAGAUGACGAAGAUGAAAUUCUUAAUUUUUCUAUUCCUCGUUUGUUCAGAUUGAUGCCUAGCUAGAAUUUUUGCUAUUAAGACAUUGUCUGAUAAGCUUUGUGCGAUGGAUCAAACAGAAUUCUUAGAGGUUGUAAAUGUCUAAGCCCUAAUGAUGUUAUUUUGAAACCUUGAGCUCAGCAAACACAGAUAAUAUUUCAAUUUA